Messenger RNA from Penicillium oxalicum, 486 nucleotides. RefSeq lists its product as uncharacterized. Gene Ontology annotation, molecular function: carboxy-lyase activity. The record is from RefSeq and is a predicted model, not a curated record. Bases 1 to 486 code for a protein of 161 amino acids. The transcript has a single exon. Lineage: Eukaryota; Fungi; Ascomycota; Eurotiomycetes; Eurotiales; Aspergillaceae.
AUGCCAGUGCAUCCAUCCUCGGCCAAAUCGGCCUUUGACGCCGACAUUCGCGAUCGUCAUCUCAUAUAUGACUAUGAUGCCCAAGACAGUGAAGGGCGACCGGAAAAGUGGCGAUAUGAAAUGUGGUUCCAAAACGAAGACCGCAUCAACUAUGCCAUCCACGGCGGGCCCAUGGCGGGCCGGAUCAACUACCAGGCAGCCGACUAUCAAUGCAUUCGCCCCGGCGAGCUCUGGCAAUGCAACUGGCUAGAGGAGACGGGCACGAUCUGCUCGCUUGUCUUUGAUAUCCCGCGACAGAAGAUCACCACAUUGAUUGCCUUCUCCAAGGGCCAUUGGGAGAAGGCGGAGGAGGCGCACGGAGAUAAGAGGAACCAAGCGGAUUUGGAAAGAUGGAGAGGUCUUGCCAAGAUGGGCAUUCAGACCGAUCGUGUGAUGUUGAGCGAGCAAGCUGAUAUCUUGGAGGAUUUCCGCGGGCCGGGCAACUGA